This is a messenger RNA of Arabidopsis arenosa, 1243 nucleotides long. Lineage: Eukaryota; Viridiplantae; Streptophyta; Magnoliopsida; Brassicales; Brassicaceae. The record is from the annotation of a GenBank genome assembly.
AGUUCUAGGAGAAGAUAUAGGUUGAAUCGCGUGACCGCAGAAAUGGAGGAGAAUCAAGACAAAUUGAUGAAUGAAGCUAAGAGACCUGUUAAUUCCAGAUUGUGCAGAGUUUCUGGUUGGAUGACGGAGAUAAUGGAAAUUCAAGCUGAGAAUCCCACAUUCUAUGUAUUGUUUAUUCCGGGAAAUCCAGGAGUUGUGUCAUUUUACAAGGAGUUUUUGGAAUCUUUAUACGAGUUUCUUGAUGGAAAUGCUUCUGUAAUUGCUAUUGGACAAAUAUCUCACACAAGCAAGGACUGGGAGUCUGGGAGGCUAUUUUCGUUUCAAGAACAAAUUGAUCAUAAGAUUGAUUUUAUCAGACAGGAGUUGGAGAGUGUGAAAGUUCCAAUAGUAUUGGUUGGGCAUUCUAUUGGAUCUUAUAUAUCCCUUGAAAUAUUGAGGAAGUUCUCGGAGAAGGUGGUAUAUUGCAUUGGCCUAUAUCCAUUUUUGACUCUGAACCAACAAUCAACAAAGCAAUCAUUAAUUGGGAAACUUGCAGCGUCUUCUGUUCUGUCGGCUACAGCAAGUUUUCUGAUUGCAUCUCUGAGACUUUUACCCAUGUCGGCUUCACGGCUGCUUGUAUCCAACUCCAUUGGAGCUUCAUGGUCUGAUACUGCUGUUCAAGCUACUUGCACACACUUGAGGCAGUAUCACACCAUGCGGAAUGUUCUCUUUAUGGCAAAGUCAGAGUUUAGAGAGCUCGCAGCAGAGCCAGAUUGGGAUUUCAUGAGGGAAAACCAGAGCAAGCUUGCAUUUUUAUUUGGCAUAGAUGAUCAUUGGGGUCCACUGCAACUCUUUGAAGAGAUUUCGAAGCAGGCUCCAGGUACAUCCUUGGCCAUCGAGAGGGAAGGUCACAUGCACGGAUUCUGCUGCACGGUGGCUGGCUCAGCAUGGGUUGCGCAGCACGUAGCCACUCUGAUCAAGAACCGGUUUUCACAGCUCCAGUAAAGUACAUUCCCCUUUCUCUUCCUUCCAACACAAUAACUUAUUGUCAAUAAGUGUCAACCAUCAAAAUGUUUGUUUUACUGAAACAGAGUAGUUUCAUAGUAAUUGUCAGGGAGAUGUUUAUGUAAAAAUGUUUGGUUUAGACUUAUAAUCAGGUCUAUUUACCAUGAAAGUUUAGGAGAUUAUUGCAGAACAACCAAAAUUAUUUUCAAAUCUUAAUUGUUGUUCCUAGUUACGUAAACUAUAAACCGAAAUUUCUAGA